AGGUCUCGGGCGCCCAGGCGGAGCGGCGGGCGCCGGACCCCCAGGCAGAGCGACAGGUCUCGGGCCCCCAGGCGGAGAGGCGGGCGCCGGACCCCCAGGCGGAGUGACAGGCACAACAGUGGGCUCCGAGUCAACUGGCAUGACCGCGGGCACUGGGUCAGACAUUGGAUCGUCUGGCUGGACAGCGGGCAUCGGGUCACCAGGCAUGAGGUCAUUUGGCUCGCCAGCGGGCACCGCGUCAUCUGGCAAGGCAGUGGGCACCGAGUCACCAGGCACGACAGUGGGUUCCGAGUCAACUGGCAUGACCACGGGCACUGGGUCAGACAUUGGAUCGUCUGGCUCGACAGCGGGCAUCGGGUCACCAGGCAUCAGGUCAUUUGGCUC
Staurois parvus is the source of this 384-nucleotide messenger RNA. NCBI's taxonomy places the organism in Eukaryota, Metazoa, Chordata, Amphibia, Anura, Ranidae. The record is from the annotation of a GenBank genome assembly.